CAAAAAGAAAUUAAGUGGUUGAUUAGAGUGGAUGCAAUAAAAGAGAUUGCUAAGCCUUUUUUACGGACACUUGGAAUGUGCCGCUCUGCGGGCGUGGCGUGGGGGAACAAAGCAAUGCAGAAGGUCUCCUCCUAUUGCUGUUGGAGAAGAUUGGUCGUCCUCCGAUCCCUCUCCUCCGCCAUCCCCGUAACUGGAUCUCCCUUCAGCCAUACUCCUUGCCGUACCGUCACCACCUCCGCCGCUGACGAGUUCUCCGCCGACGUCGAGAGGAUCUACCGCAUCCUCCGCAAGUUCCACUCGCGCCCCCCCAAGCUCGACCUCGCCCUUCGCGACUCCGGCGUCUCCCUCCGCCCUGGCCUCCUCGAGCGCGUCAUCGGCCGCUGCGGCGACGCCGGCGCCCUCUCCUUCCGCUUCUUCUCCUGGGCCUCCCGCUGCCCCGACCAUCCCCCGUCCCCUGCCGCCCGCCGCGCCAUGGUCCGCGUCCUCUCCAAGAUGCGUCAUUUCGGCGCCGCCUGGGCUCUCGUCGAUGAGAUCCGCCGCGAGACCCCUGACCUCCUCACCCCCGACCUCUUCGUCGGCCUUAUCCGGCGGUUCGCCGCCGCCCGUAUGGUCGCCAAGGCCGUCGAGGUGCUCGAUGAAAUGCCCAACUAUGGCUGUGAGGCCGACGAACAUGUCUUUGGCUGCCUUUUGGACGCUCUCUGCAAGAAUGGUAGUGUAAAGGAGGCAGCUUCUCUCUUCCAGGACUUGAAGGAGAAGUAUCCCCCGAACCUGAAGCACUUCACCUCGCUUCUUUACGGCUGGUGCAAGCUGGGGAAGCUCAUGGAGGCUAAAUUUGUGUUGGUUCAGAUGAAAAAUGCUGGCUUUGAGCCUGAUGUGGUUGUUUUUAACACUUUGCUGGGUGGCUUUGCUGCUGCCGGGAAGAUGGAGGAUGGGUAUGAGCUCCUAAAAGAGAUGGGGCGGAGGGGAUGCAAGCCUAACGUGGUUUCAUACACCACCCUGAUCCAGGCACUUUGCUCGAGGGACAGAAUGGAUGAGGCUAUGUGGCUGUUUGUGGAAAUGAGGCGUAAUAAUUGUGCAGCGGAUGCCGUGACGUAUGCCACUCUCAUUAGUGGGUUUUGUAGGUCAGGGAAGAUUGACAGAGGAUAUGAGUUCCUUGACAAAAUGGCGGAGCAAGGAUUGAGGCCUGAUUCGAGUGCUUACUUUCACAUCUUUGCAGCUUAUGAGAAGAAGGAUCGAUUGGAGGAGUGCUUGGAGCUCAUGAGUAGAAUGUCCAAUGCUGGCUGUCUUCCUGAUCUUGGCAUCUAUAACAUAGUUAUCAGAUUGGUCUGCAAGCUCGGGGAGUUGAAACAAGCCGUUGCUAUCUGGAAUGAGAUGGAAGCAAGUGGGAUUAGUCCAGGCCUUGAUACUUUUGUGAUCAUGGUGCAUGGGUUUGUCGAGCAUGGUUCAUUGGUCGAGGCAUGUACAUACUUCAAAGAUAUGGUGGGACGAGGCCUCUUGACCGCCCCACAGUAUGGCAUUUUGAAGGACCUACUGAAUGCGCUACUGAGAGCUGAGAAGCUUGAAUUGGCAAAGGAGGUUUGGGGUUGCAUCGUGAACAAUGGUUGUGAUCUAAAUGUGUAUGCUUGGACUAUAUGGAUUCAUGCUUUGUUCUCAAAGAAGCAUGUCAAAGAGGCAUGCUCUUAUUGUUUGGAUAUGCUCGACUCUGGGCUAAUGCCUCAGCCUGACACAUUUGCGAAACUCAUGAAGGGGUUGAAGAAGCUGUACAACCGGCAAAUUGCAGUAGAAAUAACUGAGAAGGUGAGGAAAAUGGCAGAGGAGAGGCACAUUACUUUCAAAAAGUACAAAAGGCGAGGGGUGAGAGACCUUGAAGAGAAGGCAAAGGCUAAGGCUAAGGCACAGAGGAAGAGGAAAGAGGAAAAGAGUCGCAGGCAGCGAUUUAGUCACCGUCAGGGUCGGGGCCCUUCUGGUCAAUUAGAUCCCGACACUGAAGAGUCCUAUACACCUUAAUGUGAGAAUCUCAAUUAUAGAGAUUUCGUAAGGCUGCCUUAAUUUAAUUGCAGGCCUUCUCUCUUUUUUUGAUUUCAUGAUACCAAUGUCUUUUUCUAGCCCCAUCCCCAGCUACCCUCCUGGUUCCAAUUCCUAUGUAGGCCUCUCCUGCUGCGAUGAUAUUGGCAUGCUCUGUGCAUCGUCUCCUGCAUCUCUGGAGGAUGGAUUUUUUCAGUUCCUCCUUGUGGCAAGUACUUUACCAAGUAUUUAGUAAUAUUGCUAUUCCAGAUAGUGUUGUUAUCUGCCAGCUGGCUGUUGUUGGUCAUUGUAUCAUGUUUUGGAUGAAUAGAGCAACAUUACAAUAUGAAGACCUGACCUAUUUCUUGGUUUUCAAGUGGUGGUUUGGAUUAACAACUGAAGAACGUACCAUUAUGAAUGUUUUUAUGAAGGGUAUUGGCUGCACAAGUGCCACAAUCUCCUGCAAGAGAGCUUUUCACAGUAAUUUGCAUCUUUGCUUCAUCAAAUUGUCCAAAUCCUGUGAACGAAUGGAAUGACUAGGCUGAGAGGUGCAAAUGUUCAGGAACUGUUCUUCGGUGCAUGAGCUUAGCAAGGCUUAUGAUGUUUACAUCAUCAUCCUCUUCGUUCAUUAUGAAUUCAGGAUCCUCAAGUGAAAAAUUCUACAAUUAAAAAAUUCAGAAGUUUUGAGAAGUAAUAGGUACAAUUUUCAUGGGAGCUAUUCAUACUUUGCUUUUCAUCUUAACUUUCGAUAUGGAUUGAUUGUGAUUCUUGUUUCAUGGGAUCCCACGUCAAGGAUGUAACAAUUUACU
Musa acuminata subsp. malaccensis (wild Malaysian banana) is the source of this 2813-nucleotide messenger RNA. RefSeq names its product pentatricopeptide repeat-containing protein At3g49730-like. NCBI's taxonomy places the organism in Eukaryota, Viridiplantae, Streptophyta, Magnoliopsida, Zingiberales, Musaceae. The record is from RefSeq and is a predicted model, not a curated record. Gene Ontology annotation, molecular function: protein binding.